Molecule: messenger RNA, 5273 nt
Organism: Pseudoliparis swirei
Lineage: Eukaryota; Metazoa; Chordata; Actinopteri; Perciformes; Liparidae
Gene: adamts17
Product: ADAM metallopeptidase with thrombospondin type 1 motif, 17
Exons: 23
Coding region: 289-3576 (1095 amino acids)
Biological process (GO): proteolysis; extracellular matrix organization
Cellular component (GO): extracellular matrix
Molecular function (GO): metalloendopeptidase activity
Source: RefSeq, a predicted model, not a curated record
CAGGCUUUCUACCUUGCUCUCAGUCAUCAUGCUCUGCAGCCACGUUGCUCACGUGCUCCUCUCUCUUCUUUGCAUCAGACUGAGUGGUAAGUCGUGACUUCGAAAAGUGUAGUGUGUGUGUGUGUGUUUUUGUGUGUGUGUGUGUGUGUGUAGGCUCCGCCUGUCACUCCCAGACACAGGCCAGCGAUCAGUUAGUUUCCUCAGCUACGCUCUGAAGGUGUUGGCCUGCUGAAGGUCCGCUCGGCGUCCUCCGGUAAGCUGCUACGGUCCCCGAGCCCCCCAUCCAGUAUGUGCGACCCGGUGCAGCUAGCUUACCGCAGACCGAGGUGUCGGCACACGGCCCAAUCUGAGCUGGAGAUGGAUGAAGUGGUUCCCAGGCUGCUGUCGGGUCAAGAAGCGCACUUGUCCUCUGGUCGCCAUGUCCGCGGGCAGCGCUCCCUGAACGCCGCGGGGGGAGGACGCUCCGACACGGAAAGCAUCCUUUUGUCACUGCCAGCGUUCGGAAGGAGCCUGUAUUUAAAUCUGACGUGGGACAGCAGGUUCGUCUCGGAGGACUUCGUGGUCGAAGAGAGGCUUGGGGACCAGCGCUUAGGGGUGAGCCGCUUAUCCAACAAGCAGCUGUGCUUCUACUCCGGCUCGGUCAUCAACCACACGGGCUCCGUGGCAUCGCUGAGCACGUGCGGCGGCCUGACUGGGCUCAUCCAGAUCGGGGAGGACAGUCUAUUCAUUCAGCCAGUGGGUGAAAAUGGCCCCUCCCAGUCGUUCUCGGGACUAAAACACCGCCUACUGCGACGCCGACGCUGUGCCCAGACUAGCUCUGCUCCAGAUGCCAACUGCCGGGCUGUACAAGGGAAGAAAAAGGAGAUGAUGCCAAAAAUGGGGAAGGAGGGUCGCGGGAAGAGAAACCUCAUUCGCCUGCACGAAGCAUACUUUGUGGAGACAGUGGUGGUGGCAGACUCCGACAUGGUGAAGUACCACGGUGCUGAGGCGGCACAGCGGUUCUUGCUGACAGUCAUGAACAUGGUCUACAACAUGUUCCACCACCAGAGUCUGGGAGUCAGGAUAAACAUUCGUGUCACCAAGCUGGUCUUGCUUCACAGUCGCCCAGAAAAGCUAAAGGUGGGCCAUCAUGGAGAAAGGUCUCUGGAGAGCUUCUGUCAUUGGCAGUAUCAAGAGUUUGUCAGGAUGCGCCACCUUGGCACCAAUCGUGUCCAUUCUCGAAGAGAAAACAUCCCACCAGUGGACACUGCUGUGCUGGUCACCAGGACAGAUUUUUGCGUGAAUAAAGAUGAACCCUGUGAUACUGUAGGUAUUGCUUAUCUGGGGGGUGUCUGCAGUGCCAAGAGGAAGUGUGUGUUAGCAGAGGACAAUGGACUUAAUUUGGCGUUCACCAUUGCUCACGAGUUGGGGCACAACAUGGGUAUGAGCCAUGAUGAUGACCAUGCCACCUGCCCUGGUCACUCCCACAUCAUGUCUGGUGAAUGGGUUAAAGGAAGAAACCCGAGUGACCUGACCUGGUCCUCCUGCAGCCGCACCGACCUUGAGAACUUUCUACGGUCAAAAGCCAGUGCCUGUCUACUGCACACAGACCCCAGGAGGCGUUACCAGAUCCGCCUUCCUCCCAAGCUGCCAGGCAUGCACUACAGUGUGGAUGAACAGUGCCAGAUACUGUUUGGAACCAAUGGCAGUUUUUGCAGUGAUAUGGAGCACCUGAUGUGCACAGGCCUGUGGUGUUUAGUGGAAGGAGAUGCAGCCUGCAAGACCAAACUGGAUCCUCCUCUGGAUGGAACAGAGUGUGGCACAGAUAAAUGGUGCAGGGCAGGCGAAUGUGUGAGUAAGACUCCCAUCCCUCAGCAUGUGGACGGUGACUGGGGUUCAUGGAGCCAGUGGAGCAUGUGCAGCAGGACCUGCGGUACAGGAGUCCAUUUCAGACAGAGGAAAUGUGACAACCCUCCGACUGCUCCUGGUGGGCGACACUGUCAGAAAGCCAAUGUGGAGCACAAGGCCUGUGAAUAUCCUCCCUGUCCCAAGGGGUCAACCAGCUUCAGAGACCUGCAGUGUUUGUCCUACAACCGACACGUCAGCAAGAAGAAGGGCAGCUUGCUGACUGCCAUUAUUAAUGACGAGAAGCCGUGUGUGUUAUUUUGCAGCCCAGUGGGUCGAGAUGUCCCGGUACUGAUGGCUGACAGAGUGAUGGAUGGGACACCCUGUGGACCAUAUGAGGCUGACCUGUGUGUUAACGGAAGGUGUCAGAGAAUUGGCUGUGAUGGCAUCAUCAGCUCUUCCGCCAAAGAGGACCGCUGUGGUGUAUGUAACGGAGACGGUCACUCAUGUAAGAUAGUGAGAGGAGACUUCAACCACACCAAAGGAAUGGGCUACAUCGAAGCUGUGGUUAUUCCUGCGGGAGCGAGAAGGAUCAAAGUUGUGGAGGACAAACCCUCACACAGCUUUCUAGCUCUGAAAGACACCAGCGAGGGAUCCAUCAAUAGCGACUGGAAGAUCGAGCUUCCAGGAGAGUUUGAGCUGGCCGGAACCACAGUACGCUAUGUUAGAAGGGGACUGUGGGAGAAGAUGUCUGCCAAGGGACCCACGAAGGCACCCUUACACCUGAUGGUGCUGCUCUUUCAUGACCAGAGCUAUGGGAUCCACUAUGAGUACACAAUGUCUCUUAAUACAACUCAAGGCAGUGAUGAGGAUCUCUACAUCUGGACACACAGCAGCUGGCAGCACUGUAGUGUACAAUGUGGAGGAGGUGAGAGGAGGACAGUGGUUUCCUGUACGAAGAUAGCCAAUAAAACCAUGGAGGUGUUCAACGAUAGCUACUGUCAUCCUGAAAACCGACCUUUUCCCCAAGUACGACUCUGCAACACUCACCGCUGCCAGUCCCGGUGGUUGACGAGAGAGUGGGGAUCCUGCUCUGUGACAUGUAAUAAAGGCCUUCAACACAGGGAGGUGGUUUGUGUUUACCAUCAACAAAAUGGCUCUCUUAUCCACACAAGGGACCUGCAUUGCCAAGAAGAAAAACCUCCUGUGCUGCAAGGCUGCGAGGGCCACCUCUGCCUCACUGUGUGGGAGGCUUCAGAGUGGUCCAAGUGUUCUUCAGACUGUGGUCAAGGUGUUCACAAACGGACGGUGUCGUGUACAAACCCUCAAGGUGUAUGUGACCCUCUUUCCGAGCCCACUCAAGAAGAGCCCUGUGAGAACCAUUCCAAAUGUUAUGAAUGGAAGACUGGAGACUGGUCCAAGUGCUCAUCAUCCUGUGGGAAGGGCCUGCAGUCGCGAGUGGUCCAGUGUAUGCACAAACUGACUGGUCGGCAUGGUAAUGACUGCUCAGUGACUCUUAGACCACCCACCUACCGACCCUGUCACCGUGGUACCUGCAAUGAAAAAAUCAAUGUGAACACCAUCACCUCCCCCAGGCUAGCUGCUCUGACCUACAAAUGCAUGGGGGACCAGUGGACAGUGUACUGUUGUGUGAUUCGAGAGAAGAACCUCUGUCAGGACAUGAGGUGGUACCAGCGCUGCUGUGAAACCUGUAGAGACUUUUAUGCCAAUAAAUUGCUGAACAAGAGCUAAUGACCAAAUGCACUGACGUUUCCUCCACACAACGUUCCUUUGUGUGAAUGUUUUGAAUAUUGUUGGAAAUUAAGUGAAAACAAUUGUAGGAAAACAAUUUAUUGAAGGACCUUUUGUAUUUUAUAAAGGAAAAUGGCAAAUACAGGCAAAUGUACAUGUGAAAUAGAGCUAUACGCUUCUAGAUUUGAUGAAGACGUCUGCUGUACACCAAAUGAAAAGAGAAAACAAAGAUGGGGCCUUUAAAAUGCCAAUCCAGACGGUUUAAUUGCACAUUAUGAUCGAAUAAGUGUUUGACUUUGAGGUAGACUGUGACAGGUCCAUCAGAUAACGUUGCAAUAUGAGUUAGCCAGAGCUUGACCCUCUUUCUUAAAGAUGCUCUGCAAUGUAUAUUUCACUGUGUUAUUGCUAAUUGUUGCAAUUUUAAAUAAAUAGUGAAUAGCUUCAAAUAUUAGUAAUAUUAUUAUAAGUAAGUAUUACAGUUUUAAAAAAUGCCUUUUCUCUGUUUUUUUAAAAACAAUCUUAACAUUAUCUAAACUGUAUGUGUAAUUAUCAAUAUGCACAUUUUAAUAGUACAUUUAUUUGUGCCAAUGUCAGAUAUUUAUGGAAUAUAAAAAAUAAACAUUUUGAUAAUUCAAUGGAUACUUUUGCAUGUGAUGGCUCAAAUGAUGAAAGACUGUUUAGAAGUUGUGAAGAGUAUGACAAUUUGGCUGAAAAACAACUCAUCAUUUUAAAUCAUGGUGGUUAUUGGGAAAAUUAAAGACGAUUGUACUUGUUUUUACACGUGCCAAACCACACGCCAUUUGCAUAUAUGAAUGAGAAAUUCAAAUAUGUUGUGAACAAAAAGUUGUUGCACCUGCAGUUUAGCAGUUUUGGUACAUACAAAAUGGGAUAUAGACAUUUGCAUUUACGUGAAAUUCCGUGAGAUUAUUAAUAAAAUAUAUUGUUUAUUAUUUAAUUCGAAGUCAAAUUUACAAUUGCUAUGCACAGUGUCCAGAUAUAUUUUCUUAUACUUGUACACAUGUCCUAGCGAGCCAAAUCUAAAGACACGGUUAUCUUAAUAAUGAAUUAGUGUAAGAGCCACAGUAAACAAUGUUGGUAUUUUUGUGUAAUUAAAGAAUAAAGCGAUGUAUGUGCUAUCCAUGUUAUUGCCAGGUUAUACAUAUUUUUAAAUGAUUAAACAUUGAAAACUUUAUUUUCAAACAGCUGCUGUUCAAAACUAUGUUAACCCUGCCAACCCUUUUCAUAUAGCCAUGGUGCUCAGAUGCAUCUCUUGAGUCUUUUCCAAGGGGUUAAAUGGUGCAAUCUUAUGACCUUGUUUCACUAUUGUGGAAUUUGGCUUAUUCUCAGUGAUGGUCCUUUUGCCAAUGUCAUCCAUUUUAUGUUUAAGUAUGUUGUAAGAUUGUUUGAUAACAUUGCCUUUUCUUAAUAAAACAUUAGUUAUUUUGUUUCCAAUGCAAAGCAAAUAUUCUCAAUUAUUCCUGUUUUGUACUAUUUUCAGUUGCACAUAUAAAGUAUGUUUGGUGCAUGAACUGAAACUUUAUGUAUUUUAUGUUGCUGAUACGGAACUAAGUAAAUAAUCGUUUGUAUGGCAAUUUCCCCAUUUUUGUAUUCACACUAUAUUUGUACUGUCAUCCAAAUACAACUCUUUUACUUUUUGUUACGUAAUAAAUUAUGAGAUUUUGUUAUGGAAAAACCAA